Messenger RNA from Phyllostomus hastatus (greater spear-nosed bat), 2230 nucleotides. It is a transcript of the gene UBE2G2, whose product is annotated as ubiquitin conjugating enzyme E2 G2. The record is from RefSeq and is a predicted model, not a curated record. The coding region runs from base 86 to 583 and encodes 165 amino acids. Lineage: Eukaryota; Metazoa; Chordata; Mammalia; Chiroptera; Phyllostomidae. Gene Ontology annotation, cellular component: cytosol; endoplasmic reticulum. The transcript is spliced from 6 exons.
UCCCCAGCGGCGACCCGGAAGCAACCGCGACGUCGGGCGGGAGGAUACGAGCUCUUAGGCCCGACGGCACUGCUUAGCCGAGACGAUGGCAGGGACGGCGCUCAAAAGGCUUAUGGCAGAGUACAAACAAUUAACACUGAAUCCUCCGGAAGGAAUUGUGGCAGGCCCCAUGAAUGAAGAAAACUUUUUUGAAUGGGAGGCAUUGAUCAUGGGCCCCGAAGACACUUGCUUUGAGUUUGGAGUGUUUCCUGCCAUCCUGAGUUUCCCGCUCGAUUACCCGCUGAGUCCCCCGAAGAUGAGAUUCACCUGCGAGAUGUUCCACCCCAACAUCUACCCCGAUGGCAGAGUCUGCAUUUCCAUCCUCCACGCGCCAGGCGACGACCCCAUGGGCUAUGAGAGCAGCGCCGAGAGGUGGAGCCCCGUGCAGAGCGUGGAGAAGAUCCUCCUGUCGGUGGUGAGCAUGCUGGCGGAGCCCAAUGACGAAAGUGGAGCGAACGUGGAUGCCUCCAAAAUGUGGCGGGAUGACCGGGAGCAGUUCUACAAGAUCGCCAAGCAGAUCGUGCAGAAGUCUCUGGGGCUCUGAGCCCCGCCCGUGUGUGUGUGUGCACCUGCCACCAAGCGGUCUCCAGUGUUUCUCCUCCAGGACACUUAGUGACAGUGACACUCUGUGCUGGCACCAAAAAGGCAAGCUUGCAGAAUUGCAGCUCUGGUCUUCUUUGCCACCUCUCCCACCCUAAACAGGCUUCUAUUCUGAAAUUACAACUUACGUAGAAUAAUGACCAUUGAAUGCAGCUUUAGAGUGUUCCGGCAAGGUGGUCCAGGUAGAUUGGCAAGCCGUCUCCACUACCUCUCCCAGCUGAACGGCUUCCCACCCCUCCCGGGGUUGGGGAGGGUGUGCGCUGGCCUUCCCGGGACUGGAACCGGUGAUGCUCUCUCCAAAGGGCGGGGGCCUGACGCUGAGGCAGAGGCCAGGCGGACGCCUCUGCGGGUCCCUCCGGCUCCCUGCGUGCCCCAGGAGCGGUGUGCCGCUGCUGCAGUGUGUUCUCUCUCACCAGCAGGUGUUUUCUUUCUGCCCCGGUCCCACCUUCUCCACUUGUUCCGCACCACAGCCUCCCACACUUAGAAAAACUUCCAGGAAAUAAAUGCUGUUCAGAUGCGGACCGAUGAACAGUGGGCGCGUGCAGAAGCUCGCUGCCGACCGCACAGACCAGCGGUCGUUCCGGGUCCCGCUGAUCAGAGAAUACGGCCCUGUCUCAGUUACCAGCGCGGGAAAAAGGGGAGACUGGAAGGUUCAGUCACAGUUUCUUCUGGAACUGCGGGAGUUUGUCUUUUCCGUUCUCGAAGCCGGGGAGUUCUAGGCUUUUGGGCAUGCUUGGUCGCAGCAGGAACUUGUAGCAGCUGCUAGGGCAAAAUUGUGAUUUGUGACUCGGGGUUGGAAGGGAUCCACUGUUAGUGCAGCGCAGAGGCGUGCCUUACCUGCGAACUUGACCGGCGCUCGUGGAAAUGUGGCACGCGGGGCCCGGGCCCUGUGGGCGCAGAUCACGUGCUGUGGCUUGUGGUUUUGACGCGGCCGGGCUCCGAUGCGGGCGGCUCCACAGCACGCUGCCGGGGUCCACUGUGAGCAAUAACAACAGACUUGCUGCAUGCAGAACCACACAUCCGGCCUGUUUCGGACAGGUUACACUUAAAUAGGAAUUUCUAUUUUUGAAAUAAGGGACGGCCUCCAAGACACAGAAUAGGUUUUACUGUAAUUUCUCCUUCCCUUCCCUUUCACCAUGCGUCUGGCGGACAGGCGUGGCUUCUGCUGUGCUGCCGCCUCGUGUAGUUUCUUGGGUCAGUGAGUUCUGACUGAAGGGCUCCGUGUUGGGCCCCAUGGAAACCAGGGUCUCUCCUUCGCAGAGGGCAUGUUUUAAGAUCGGGAAUUCAGUACGGGGCUUGCAUUUGGAAGGGGAGGAAAGGAGACAUACUCACCUGAGUUGUGUGUGCAGGCCCAUUCGUAGGAGGCAGAGCCCUCUCCGCGGAGAGGAGAGGCACGUGGGGGUGUGGUGUGUGGACACGGCUGGAGCGUGGGCAUUGCGGCCACAUCAACAGUGGCCACGGGGGCUUCCGUGAAAUCUGGAGGAAGAAGAGAGGCAGUCUCUUUGCAAAACAAAGUAUUUUUAUUAGUUUGUAUUUAUUAAAUGGAAAAGAGAAUCCCCUGGUUAAAAAUAAAGUUAUAUAUUUUUCCCCA